Messenger RNA from Cyphomyrmex costatus, 966 nucleotides. RefSeq names its product tafazzin, phospholipid-lysophospholipid transacylase (gene Taz). The record is from RefSeq and is a predicted model, not a curated record. Gene Ontology annotation, cellular component: mitochondrial membrane. Gene Ontology annotation, biological process: cardiolipin acyl-chain remodeling; inner mitochondrial membrane organization. Lineage: Eukaryota; Metazoa; Arthropoda; Insecta; Hymenoptera; Formicidae. The transcript has 5 exons. The coding region runs from base 114 to 896 and encodes 260 amino acids. Gene Ontology annotation, molecular function: 1-acylglycerophosphocholine O-acyltransferase activity.
UACGAAAGACCGGACGGUGUAUCGCGGGGAAGUCGUUUCCCGAUCGUCGAGACAAUCGCCGCGCCGCCGUCCGCUCUUGUUAGUCGUCGGGCACGGUGGUGGCUGUCGGCGCGAUGUUAUACGACAUUAAGUGGAUCAUACCGAAAUUACGGAACCCGUCCCGACUGUGGAACAUCGCGAGCAGCAUAACCUUCGCGGCGGUGGGCAUUUUUUCGAAAAUCAUCAUAGAAUGGCUGAACAAAACGACAGUGUACAACAAGCACAUUAUUGUGCGCGCCUUAGACCUCCGGCCGAAAAAUGUUCCGCUCAUUACCGUGUCGAAUCAUCACAGUUGCUUCGACGAUCCGGGUAUAUGGGCGACCCUGGACUCCAGGCACGCGUUUAGCAGACGUAAGGUACGAUGGUCGCUCGCCGCGCAUGACAUUUGUUUCACGAAUGUCUGGCAUUCCUACUUUUUCAUGCUCGGCAAGUGCAUACCCAUCGUACGAGGCGACGGCGUGUAUCAGGAAGCCAUGGACUUCUGCAUCGAAAGGUUGGCCCUUGGCGAGUGGGUGCAUGUCUUCCCCGAGGGAAAAGUCAAUAUGCUUAAGGAAGAGAUGAGGUUAAAAUGGGGCGUGGGUAGGUUGAUAUUAGAGUCACCCAUCACACCUAUCGUAAUUCCUAUCUGUCAUCUCGGUAUGGAUGAAGUACUCCCCAACGAACCGCCGUAUAUGCUUAAAGUGGGAAAAAGAGUUACCAUGAAUUACGGUGAGCCCAUAGACCUUAGCGGAUUGCUGACCGAAUUGCGGGAAUCAAAAGCAAGUGAGGUGGAUGCGCGAAAAGCGAUAACUGAUCGCAUACAGCAAGAGCUUUCCAGAUUGAAAGCAGCGACGGAAAAACUUCAUGCUAAGUUAUGACGAAAAUUAUCCUUUUUUCGUCGUUCCUCCAUCUAGCCUUAAUUUGCCAAAAAUAUAAAGAGAAAUUCAU